Molecule: messenger RNA, 2122 nt
Organism: Condylostylus longicornis
Lineage: Eukaryota; Metazoa; Arthropoda; Insecta; Diptera; Dolichopodidae
Product: transferrin-like
Exons: 8
Coding region: 95-2005 (636 amino acids)
Biological process (GO): iron ion transport
Cellular component (GO): recycling endosome; plasma membrane; early endosome
Source: RefSeq, a predicted model, not a curated record
GUUAAGUGACCGCGGUCUGCUAUCAUUAUUACAUUUUUUUUGUUGAGCAGUCAGUGAUCAUUAGACUGUCUUUUAAUACACUACACAGCACAAGAUGAUAAAAAAAAUUAAUUUUAUUUUUCCAAUAUUAUUAUUGGCAUUAGUUGAAAUCAGCUAUGCUCAAGGUGGACAAAAAAUUUAUAGAAUGUGUGUACCACAAGUAUUCUAUCAAGAUUGUUUAGAUUUAUUAAAUGAUCCAUCAGAGGCUGGUAUUAAAAUGGAAUGUAUUAAAGGACGUGAUCGUCUCGAUUGCUUAGAAUUAAUUCAACAAAAUAAAGCUGAUGUAUUAGCUGUUGAUCCAGAGGACAUGUAUGUUGCAUAUCAUAUGAAAAAUCAAGAUUUUCGAGUAAUAAAUGAAUUUAGAACAAAAGUCGAAAAAGAUGCUGAAUUCCGAUAUGAGGGUGUAAUUUUAAUUAAAAAAUCAUCAACUGUUAAAACUUUAAAAGAUCUUGAAGGUUUAAAAUCAUGUCAUACUGGAUUUGGUCGUAAUGUUGGAUACAAGAUUCCAAUUACAAAAUUAAAAAAUCAUGGUGUCAUGAAAGUUUCAAUGGAUCCAACAAUAUCAGCUACAGAAAGAGAAUUAAAAGCUUUGUCCGGUUUCUUUUCAAAAUCAUGUCUUGUUGGUACUUAUUCUCCAAAUUCAGAUGUUGAUAAAGUUUUGAAAAAGAAAUAUUCUAAUUUGUGUGCUUUAUGUGAAAAUCCUCAACAAUGUAAUUAUCCAGAUAAAUAUUCAGGUUAUGAUGGUGCUAUUCGUUGUUUAGAUAAAGGUGAUGGUGAUGUUGCCUUUACAAAAACAUCAUUUAUUAAAAAAUAUUUCGGACUUUGGCAUGAUGGUACAAUUAAAGCUGAAAAUAAUCAUCCAGAAGAUUUUGAAUAUUUAUGUGAAGAUGGAAGUCGUAAACCAAUUACUGGACCAGCAUGUUCAUGGGCUCAAAGACCAUGGAAAGGUUAUAUAAGUAAUUCUGAUACUGUUAAAGAGAAACAAUUAUUACAAAGUUUACAAAAUCGUUUGGAUAAAUUUUUUGAAAAUGGUUUAAAAGCUGAAAAUAAAAAAGCGGCAAAAAAUCUAUUAAUUGAACCAGAUUUAGUUUUACAUGAUAAAAAUGGUGAUGUUAAACCAAAAGAAUAUUUAGAACGUGCUGGCUAUAAAGAUGUUAUUGAACGUGAUGGUAGUCUUACACAUAAAAUUAAAUUAUGUGUUAAUAAUGAAAUUGAAUUUGAUAAAUGUCAAACAUUAGCUAGAGCAGCAUUUUCACGUGAUAUCCGUCCAGAAUUUGAAUGUUAUCUAUCAGCUGAAAAAAAAUGUUAUGAUGAUGUUGCUAUUAAUGGUAAAGCUGAUGCUGUUAUUGUUUCCGGUUAUAAAUUUUCUAAAAUUCUAAAAGAAUAUAAAAAUUUAAAACCAUUAGUAUAUGAACGUUUAGAUAGCGAUGAUGUUUAUGUAACUGUAAUUGAUCCAAAAUUGACAUCAGAACAAAUUCAAAAACUUCCAAUAAAAUAUGAUAAAUCAAUUGAAAGAUCACGAAAUGCUGCAAUAUUUUUGAAUUUAAAACGUGGUAAUUUAGGUUGUGAUAAUUUAGAUGAAAAUGUUCAAGAUGAUCAUAUUCAAAUUGUUAAUUCAAAAGAUUUGAAUAAAUAUAAGGAUAAAAUGUUAUUAUGUUUGGAUAAUAAACGUGCACCAGUAACAGAUUUUAAAACAUGUAAUACUGAAACAUUUUUACCAAAUUCUGUAUUUGUUGCUGAAAAUAUGAGUCAAUUGGAAAAAGAUAGUUACAUUCAUGCAUUUACAUUACUAAGUGAUUUAUUUGGAGCACAAGGAAAAUUACCAGAUGUUUUUGAUAUGUUCUCAGAAUUUAAAGGACAUAAGGACGUUCUGUUUAGCGAUCACGCUUUAUCGUUUGUUACAGAAACGAAUGCUUUCUCUUCAGCUGAUGAAUAUUUUUACGAUACCAUUUUGAAGUGUCAAUAGAAUUAAAAUAUUAUUUAUAAUAUUCAAAAAUUUUUAUAAUUCAUACAACACAUAAGACUUUAAAUUACGCUCUAGUAAUAAAUAUUUGAAUUCAAUAAAUUUUUUUUAAAUUAAUAA